Pseudoliparis swirei is the source of this 3703-nucleotide messenger RNA. RefSeq names its product baculoviral IAP repeat containing 2 (gene birc2). Gene Ontology annotation, molecular function: ubiquitin protein ligase activity; cysteine-type endopeptidase inhibitor activity involved in apoptotic process. The record is from RefSeq and is a predicted model, not a curated record. The transcript is spliced from 13 exons. The coding region runs from base 991 to 2907 and encodes 638 amino acids. Lineage: Eukaryota; Metazoa; Chordata; Actinopteri; Perciformes; Liparidae. Gene Ontology annotation, cellular component: nucleus; cytoplasm. Gene Ontology annotation, biological process: negative regulation of apoptotic process; regulation of cell cycle; positive regulation of protein ubiquitination.
ACCCGAUAACCGGAAGUAGAAAGGGGCGGUGACGUCAUUCUCGAGCUGCUCCCUCGAAACUGGAACUUUCCGGAACCGACUGGAUGGCGAAAGAGUCCUGUUGUUAUUAAUCUCAAGAGGAACAUCCGUUAUCCUUGCCAAAGAAGGAUUACAUUUCUCUGGGGUUUUUUUGUAUUCCAUUAUGGCUGCUUAAACGCCGACAAAGGGGAUGUCUGAGAUGGGGGGAGGGGUUUGAGAACACGUAUACCUUGGUCUGUGUGUGUGUGUGUGUGCGCUUGUGUGCUUGAUUUAUUUCGUUUAUAAUGUGUGUACAUACAGUCACCAACCACAAGUUUAAAUUUGAACGGUUACAUAAUAUAUUACAUAUUUCUGAUCUAAAUAAAGUGUUGACUGAACCUGGGUGAGAUGAUCACAGUGUAAUAUUCUGAUUAUUGAUUUGAGGAUGCAUUUUAAUUCCGCUUUUUAAAAUGGCCCAUGUUUUUUUUUUUUACUGCACAGCAUGUGUUUUGUUAGAUUUGCAUCCACCGGGGCUGUAACUGAAGAAGAAAUAAGGGAGUUUCCGCAGUUAAAUGCUGAGUAGAACUGUCUCCUAGGUACAGGUGAAAUGGAUCCAGGUGUAAAGUAUAGCCUCAGGCUGUAUGUAGGGAAUGGGAUGUUUAACAACAAAUAUACCCAUGGAAUAGCGUGUCAUGCAGUGUGUAUCCCACACUGUGAUGAUGGUGGUGGCUGGAUGGGUCAUCUUGUUUCUUCUACAGUUUGUGUUGCACUUAGUCAAACUUUUGUUUUGUCCUAUCCCUUCUCUGUUUCUGUAUUUCGAGUUCAGUACCUCGUCCUAAUCCUCCUCCCCCUGGUCUCUUUAACUAUUUUCUGUUGCAGUGUGAGUGAGUGUGUUGGUGCGGGAAAGUGUGACCUAGGGUUUUUCUCAAACCCCUCUCCCUUUGAAGGACAUCUCUUUUGCCCUUACAUUUCUUAAACUUAAAAAAAAUCAAAAUGGAAACUCUUGUUCAACUAAAAAACAACCCGUUUUUGCUGGGCUUGCGUCGCAACGGGCCUCCACCUGACCUGCAAUAUGAUAACUCCUCAGAGCUCUUCCGCAUUUCAACCUUUGCUCGAUUCCCUGCUUCGGGAGUCACGGAGCGCAGUCUGGCGAAGGCAGGUUGGUUCUACACCGGCGUGGGCGACCGGGUGCAGUGUUUCCGGUGUAACGUGACGGCAGAAGGCUGGCAGACCGGAGACUGUCCCACGGAGAAGCACCGGCAGCUCUCCUCCGCCUGCUCCUUCAUCCAGAGCCUCCCGUCGACAGCCAAUCUGCUCUCCUCCGCUCACUCCGCCUUCUCCCCACUCCGCAUUGCCCCCUCCAUACCGGUUUCUGGUCCAGGCCCGGCAGCUCCGAACCCAACAGCAAGCCAAGGCGAAGAUCCAGUCGGGUACCUAAACAUGGGCUUCUCUGCUCCGCAACCCUCGAGCCCACUCGCCUCUCGUGGCGUAGAAGACAUGUCCCACCAGAGACCGACAUGCCACAACCCCGGCAUGCGCCGAGAGCAGGACCGCCUGGACACCUUCCAGCCCUGGACGCUCUCCAUCAUAACUCCAGCUGAGCUCGCCAAGGCGGGCUUCUACUUCCUGGGCCAGGGUGACCGGGUGUCCUGCUUCAGCUGUGCUGGACAGUUGAGUAACUGGGAGCCGGGGGACAGGGCCGCGUCCGAGCACCAGCGGCAUUAUCCAAACUGCCGAUUUGUGCGCGGGGAAAGAGCCGACAACGUGUCUCUGGCGGCGGCGUCCGGCGGCGUCUCUUCUCAGUUGUCUUCGGGAGCCGCGGCCCUCAGCAACGUGUCCAACCCGGCCAUGGAGCAGAGCGACGAGAGGCUGCUCACGUUCGUCAACUGGCCGUCUCGUAUCCCCGUCAGGCCGGACCAGCUUUCUAAAGCCGGCUUCUAUUAUGUCGGCCGCAACGACGACGUCAAGUGUUUCUGCUGCGACGGAGGCCUCCGGUGCUGGGAGUCGGGGGACGAUCCAUGGGUGGAGCACGCUAAAUGGUUCCCUCGGUGUGAAUAUUUGCUCCAGGAGAAGGGACAAGAGUUUGUUCACCAGAUUCAGGCUCGCUUCCCUCGGCUGUUUGAGCAGCUGUUGGCAAAUGGAGACAGCAGCUCCAGAGAGUUUGUGGAUCCACCUGUGGUUCACCUCGGUUCAGGAGAGGAGCGCUCCGAGGACGCCAUCAUGAUGAACACCCCGGUGAUCAAGUCGGCUUUAGAGAUGGGCUUUGAGCGAAGUCUCGUCAAGCAGACGGUCCAAAGCAAGAUCCUGACCAGCGGAGAGAACUACAGGACGGUCCAGGAACUGGUCUUGGACCUGCUGAGCGCCGAGGACCAGAAGAGGGAGGAGGAGCGAGAGAUGCUGGCGGAGGCGAUGGCGUCGGACGGUUUCACCUUCGUGAAGAGACACCAGGCGGCGCUGAUCCAGCGUCUGAAGAGCGUGGAGCCCGUGAUGGAGCAUUUACGAGAGCAAAAUGUUCUCACGGUGGAGGAGUACGGCGGCCUGAAGGCCCAGACGUCGGCGCAGCAGCAGACCGCCCAGCUCAUCGAGCUCGUCCUCACCAAGGGGAACGCGGCGGCCGAGGUCUUCCGCAACUGGAUCCAGAAAAACGACGUCUACCUGCUCCGGGAUCUCAUGGCCCAAUCAAACGAAGCUGCAUCGCCGAGCCAAGAUCUUUCAGACCUCCCCAUGGAGGAGCAGCUGCGGCGCCUGCAGGAGGAGCGUACCUGCAAGGUGUGCAUGGAUAAAGAAGUGAACAUCGUCUUCAUCCCCUGUGGACACCUGGUGGUGUGCAAGGAGUGCGCCCCGUCGCUGAGGAAGUGCCCGAUCUGCAGAGGCCUGGUCAAAGGCACGGUCCGCACCUUCCUCUCGUAACCAGGACCCUGCGGCCCGCAGUCUCACAACCACGAGAUUGAAUUUAAGCAAUAUAAUAAAGGUUUAUAUGACAAACACAAGUCGUGACAUGAAAAUUACAUAAUUUACAUGUCUAUUAUACCCAUUGCUGAUGGUAGUACUAGUCAUAUUUCUGUUAUUCACUGGUAAUAUUACUAUUAGUUUAUCCAUCUUUCUUGAUAUUCAUAAUUAACCAUUCAAUGAUCAUUUGGAUCAAUCAAUGCUAUCAGUUAAACAUUUAUAACAUGUUGUAUUGAGAGCUGAGGCUUGUCACCUAAGGAGAAUAUCUGGUUCACCCUAAAGGUCACCACCUUAAAUACAACCUUGACCUUUGUCUUCCUGUGUGGUAAACUCUUCACAUCUUUCAUCCCGACUAGGUGAGGAAGACAGAAAUCCGGUCCUGACGCUCUAUAAAUUUAAUUUUAUUAUUUUUGAUUGAUAUAUUCAGUAAAAGUCUGUUUAGUAGAUCAUUACGUUUUAUUACAACUGGGUAAUGUUUUAAAGAACAUUAGUUUUCUGUAAAUCAAUAUGGAAAAAUCUGUGUUUAAGGAUCCAUUUUUUGUAUAACAAGAUUGCAUUAUAAAAACACAAUUUCAAAGUAAUACAACAGCCCAACUUUAUAUCAAUUUGACGGUCUAAAUAGGAUUACAAAUACAGUGCGUCAAAUACAGGGAUGGGCUACUGUAGACGCCCUGACUAAAUCAAGAUAUUGAAACAAAAUUAUACAGCAUCUCAGUUUGUAUGAAAAUCUUUCAUUAAAGUGGCUUUUGUGAAUUUA